Molecule: messenger RNA, 678 nt
Organism: Hyaloscypha bicolor E
Lineage: Eukaryota; Fungi; Ascomycota; Leotiomycetes; Helotiales; Hyaloscyphaceae
Exons: 3
Coding region: 120-413 (97 amino acids)
Source: RefSeq, a predicted model, not a curated record
AUGGAGAGCCCCACAACUCGUGUUUUCUUGCCUGGCGGACCGCACAGCGUCUUCCUUUGGAAGGGAAGCUUCAACGCAACAUGAGCUGAGCAGACAUAUGUACGAACGUGGACAGGCAAAUGCGUGCUUUCGUUUCUCUUGCACCAAGUCGUGACAAUGCGGUUGUGGCACUGAUGGAGUAUUCAGUCGUUGCAGCGCUGGCAGCGACUACUACUAGAGCCGUGCUUGGUGCGAUGCCUUCACAAACCAUGGGUGGGAUCGGAGAGCGUCUUUUCGCGCUGCCUCUACCGACUGAGCCGCCGUCUUUGGAGCUGGCGAAUAGAAGGCUGGAGAAGAAGGAUGUCACGGAUGUGACGAAUAUAUUUACCGAAUGGACUAGAGGGCUUUGGGCAACCGGAGUGCGGGAAUUAUGAGACUUGUCUGUUCACGAGUGCGAAUGGCUAUUGCUACGACGGGUGCGGAAAGACGAGUAUAGCUUAUAAUUGGGUUACUGAGUGUUUUAUCUAUCCCUGGUCCGAGAUCCCUCCUAUCAGCCAAAUAUACUCGUAAGAUCCUUCAUCAGUCUCCUACAGCAGCUGAUGUAUUUUGUAGCCCUGCAACGGUGCCAUAUUGCGGCUACUUCGUCUUCGGAGUUGACUACACAUUCUGGAAUUUUGGCUGUUCAACCGCCUCGUACAA